Macrosiphum euphorbiae (potato aphid) is the source of this 1374-nucleotide messenger RNA. The record is from the annotation of a GenBank genome assembly. NCBI's taxonomy places the organism in Eukaryota, Metazoa, Arthropoda, Insecta, Hemiptera, Aphididae.
AUGGGGUCAUCGAACAUAGAUGUGACUCUGACGAGAGGGGGUUCCUUGGUGAACUCCGUUUCUGAGUGGGACGUGCUCGAUAUCACCGAUAGCGACCACAGGACCAUCAGAUUCAAGAUCCGAAUCGGAUCAGGACCAGAAGGGCCCGCAAUAGGGAAACGUCGCUUCAAUACUAGGAAAGCCGAUUGGGAUAGGUUUAGGUGGGUUCUGGCCCAGAAGGUUCUCGGUGACCCUGAGACCAUGGUGGGCGGGUGCGAUGUCGUCGCUGGUGCUCUAACGCGAGCCCUCGGGCAAGCGAUGGAGGCCUCGAUGCCACGCUCACGCAAGUCCGCUAGGAUAAAACCGCCGUGGUGGGACGCUGGACUCGAAGAGUCCAAGAGGCGUCUCAAUAACUUCAGGCGCACCAGGGACUACAAAGUCGCGGAUAGGGAUCAAUUCAGAGUGCUCAGGAACGAGCAUCUGAAAAAGAUUAGGAGGGCCAAGAUGGAGUCGUGGAGGAAGUUCGCUACCUCCAUAAACUCGGACAUCUGGGGCCCUGUCUAUCGUUGGGCUAGGAAUGGUUCUUCUAAGAGUAGGAUUCCAAGCUCCGUGCUCCGGGAAGACGGAACCUUCACGGUGACGGCUUUGGAGACGGCUGAGUGUCUGUUGGAGAGUCUCAUCCCCAGGGACGUGACUGCUCCCAUCUUCGAACAUGGCAUUGUUGAGAGAGAGAGGCCGGAGGUCACGGAGGCGGAGGUUAAGAGGGCCGUCUGGAGGAUGGCCCCUAACAAAGCUCCGGGAUUGGACGGUAUCACCGCCGGGGUUCUCAGGAAGGCCUGGGGCGUAAUAGGCACGCCGCUAACCAGUGUCCUGAGAGAGUGCCUUAGGAGGUCGGUCUUUCCGGAUUGCUGGAAGACUGCUGAGGUCGUGGUCAUCAGCAAAGGUCAGGAUAGGGACCCGAGCCUUCCUAAGUCAUACAGACCGGUUAGCUUGCUUUCGGCACCGUCAAAAGUGCUGGAACGGCUGGUGGUGGACAGACUUGAGGAAGAGACGGGGGGAGCUCUGUCAGAGGAGCAACACGGUUUCAGAGUCGGCAAGUCUACAAUCAGCGCGAUCAAGUCGUGUCUGGAUUGGGUGGACAACAGUCAGGAAAUGGUGGUAGGUGUUUUCUUAGAUAUCUCAGGCGCUUUCAAUAACCUGAGAUGGAACAUAUUGAUUAGGGACAUGAUGACUCUGGGCGCAUCAGAUGCGACCAGAUCAAUCAUACAAAGCUAUCUGACGGGCAGGAGGGCGGUGCUCUCGGUUGAGGGAGCGACAGCAUUCGCGGAUCUCACCAGAGGCUGCCCUCAAGGCUCACAGCUAGGUGCCAAGUCUUUGGAAUUUGUCGAUGGAUAG